UUCAGUCUCGUUGUGCACACACGUCGGUUCGGUUGUGACUUUGAUCGAAUUUAAAAGCGAAUAAAAUAGUGAGAAGUGAAAUAGAAUAAAUAUAAAUAGGUUUUUUACAAUUUUUGGGUAAAAUAUUUAAGAAAGUUAUUUUAGUGCAAAGAAAAUUGUGAGCGCACUUGUUGAGCCCAAAAAUUGAUUGUGAAAAUCAACAAAAAAUAUUUUGUGCAAGUAAAUACAAUAUUAAAUAUUAAAAAAUAAGUAAACAGCAAAUAUGUGGUAUUGAUUGUGUAGUGAUAGCAUAGUUAUACAUUACAACAAAUAUAAAUAUAUAGAGAUCACAAAUCAUCACAAACGCAGAUAAACUACAAAAUGUUAUCGCCAGGGAAUUUUGUGCGCGAUACCUUCCUAUCAUUCGUUCUACUACUCUCCGUAUACACAACAACUGCAACCAUGUCGAGUCACGAUCAACUUGUAGCACAACGUGAGUUCGCCAGCAAAUCGGCACAAUUUGCCGUAAAACUCUUCAAUCACAUGUACAAGAGCGAUCCGAACAAGAAUAUUAUCUACUCGCCUUUCUCGAUACAAACAUGUGUGGGCAUGGCACGCAUUGGCGCGGUCGGUGAAACCGCUGCGGAACUCGACCGCGGUCUGGGUCUACCACCGAACGAUGUGACGGCGAUCGCCGAUACUUUCCACAACGUAUUGGUAACCUAUAAGGAUAGUCCGAUUUUGAAGAUCGCCAAUAAGAUUUACGUAAUGCAAGGCUACAGCGUCAAGAAAGAAUUCAAUGAAAUUGCUACAACCAAGUUUUACUCCUCAGCCGAUAGCAUUAAUUUCGCUGACAACGCAAAUGCGGCAAACACAAUUAACAAGUGGGUGGAAUCCAAAACGAAUAAUCUAAUCAAGAAUCUCAUUUCACCGGAUGCGUUGGACUCUGACACGCGCGUGGUAUUGGUCAAUGCCAUACACUUUAAGGGUGAAUGGAAGUACCAGUUCCCGAAAUCGGCAACACGUGAUGAUGACUUCUACCUGAAUGAAGUCGACUCGGUACGUGUGCCAAUGAUGAAUUUGAAGGAAAGUUUCGGCUAUGGUGUUAUAUCCGAAUUGGACGCCACCGUGCUCGAAAUGCCCUACAAGGACUCCGAUCUAUCGAUGGUGGUGAUAUUGCCGAACUCGCGCACAGGAUUGGCCAGUCUACAGGAGAAGCUGAAGAACUUCAAUCUCAGCGACAUCACACGUUAUUUGAUCCACACGAAGGUCAUUGUGAAAAUGCCGAAAUUCAAGGCGGAAUACGAUAUCGAAUUGAAUGAUGCUUUGAUAAAUCUUGGCAUGGCACGAAUGUUCAGCAAAGACGCUGAAUUCAGUAACAUGCUCGAUUCGGACGAGCCACUGCAGGUCUCGAAAGUCGUGCACAAAGCCUUCAUCGAAGUGAACGAAGAAGGCACUGAGGCCGCGGCGGCAACUGGCGCCGUUAUACGUAAAAAACGUUGUGCCAUGUCCUUUUCCGAAAUACCGGAAUUUCAUGCCGAUCAUCCAUUCUUAUAUACGAUCAAACAUAACAGUUCCGGAGAUAUAGCUACAGCAAUUUCACUGUUUUUGGGCACAGUGAGCAGCCUGGAUGCUGUAAAUGCAUCCGAAAAUCAUGAUGAAUUGUAAAAUGCAAUAUUCAUUAGGCUUGUUGUUGUAGUAGUACCUCAUAUGCAUAUUUAAAAAAAAAUUAUACAUAUAUAUUGUAAAUU
Molecule: messenger RNA, 1730 nt
Organism: Bactrocera tryoni
Lineage: Eukaryota; Metazoa; Arthropoda; Insecta; Diptera; Tephritidae
Product: alaserpin-like
Exons: 4
Coding region: 361-1647 (428 amino acids)
Molecular function (GO): serine-type endopeptidase inhibitor activity
Source: RefSeq, a predicted model, not a curated record